AUUAUGCGAAUUAAAAGAUUAGAAUGAUUUUGUGAGCAAUACACACAUCUGGCCAAUCUAUGCGAUGAUAUUGUUUUCUUCUUAUUACGAUUUAGGUCGCAGAUGUAAACAACAUCUUAUCAUUCAGCUGUUAAGUAGUUUCCAGUCGGGGUACUCCUAAAUCAAGUGUUACGGUCAAUUUUAGUUUAAUUUAACUGAUCACAUGUUGUAAACUUGGAUACAUCGAUAUUGAUGUUUUAUUUGGCACAGUGUGUUAAUUCCGUGGCACAAGCUUGUCCUUAACGCUAUGAAAAUCUCCUUUGUGCAUCGCCUCUGUCGAUACUGCAUUCAACAAUGGAAAACCUUGGCUGUCCUGCUGACAGGUGAUGAUGAUUUGGAUCUGCUGGCCUCCCUGAUGGAGGAGAACGAGGCGGCGGAGACAGGAAGGCUCGACGGUGAGGAGGGAGCCGGGGACACAGACGAGCUGGAUGAUCUGUUUGAUGCGGAUGAUGACGGGGAAGAGUUUGACGAGGGUGAGGGUGUCAGUGAGCAGGUAGAAGAUAUAAACACGUUGUUUGGCGACGUUGAGGAUUUAGAGGAAGAAGAGCCAGCGAAAGAAAUGACCAAAAAACGAACAUUUUCAGAAGAAAACCAGGAAAAAUCUAAACAGGACUUAGAAGCUGAAUUGAGAAGGAUGCAGGAGCAAAUGGAAACCUUACAGAAGCAGUUAGCUGUCACCCAGCAGGCCUUGACCAGCCCUCCACAGAAAACGCCCCCGAAUAAGCAGAAACAGCAACCAGAUAAGUCUACACCCAUCACCCUGAAGACAAAUGAAUCUAAAAAGCUUCAGGACUCCCCUUGUUUUUCUUCCCAGCUUAAUAGCUCUGGCCUUUUGAAAUCCAAGCAAAGAACAGCCCGUGAACCAAAGCAUCCAACAACAGAGACCAAGACCCCCCAUCAGAAGAGUAUGGGUGCCAGCCCCUUGUCGCAGCCCCUGAGGAGCAGCAAUAAACCCAACACUGCUCUUAGAUCCCCUCCAGCAGCAGCAGUGCAGUCUGGCACACGGGGCCCUACACCCAGCAGCUCAAGAGUAUCAGAUCAGGACGUCACAGUGGAGAGGUUCUCAGGACUUAGGCUGAGGAGGCCCCGCGUGUCCUCCACUGAAAUGGAGCUCAAGAUGUCUGACCGCAAGAUGAUCCGUCUCUCCCAGCUGCCGGAGAAGCUGGCCCAGGAGAAACUGGACGAGAGUGACUGGGUCACCUUCGGGGUGGUUGUGAAUAAAUACACCCCUCAGAGCUCUAGCAAUGGUAAAACCUUCAGUAUCUGGCGUCUCACUGACCUUCGUAACCUGGAUGUGUAUGUUUCCCUGUUCCUGUUUGGAGAAGUUCACAAAGAACACUGGAAAACAGACCCAGGGACUGUUAUCGGCAUCCUCAAUCCAAACCCAAUGAAACCAAAGGAGGGCUCGGAUGGGGUCUGUUUGUCAGUGGAUCACCCGCAGAAGGUCUUGCUCAUGGGGGAGGCACAAGAUUUUGGGACCUGCAGAGCGAAGAAGAAAAAUGGAGAUCCUUGUACUCAGAUUGUGAACUUGAACGAGUGUCAAUUCUGCCAGUACCAUGUGAAAGCACAGUAUAAAAAACUGAGUUCCAAGAGAUCAGAGCUGCAGUCCAGUUUCUCGGGAAAAGUCCCUGGUAAGCAGAAAGGGAAGGGAGGCAGCCUGAAGCAGCGGCUCUGCCACGAUGGCUUUUAUUACGGAGGAGUUUCUUCAGCAGCGUGUGCAGCCUCGCUUUCCGCAUCUGUUUCUAAGAAGCCGGUCCAGUCGACUUUGAGUAAUUUAUUUGUAAAAGGAGCGGACUCUCUUGCCAAAGAAGCGCAGAAAAAGGCAAUGCAGUCGAAUGGGGCACCAGUAUGCUCAGAUGAAUUUAAGAACUUGAUGGAUGUGCCAACGCCAGGUGCACUGAACCUGAGAAGACAUUUAACCCAAGCUUCAGUAGGUCUAAAUGGAAAGCCAGUGCAAACUAUCCAGUCUAUAUCAGCAACCCAACUAUUAAAACAACAGAAGCAACAGAUGUUGGAAGCAAGGAAGAAACGAUCAGAAGAUAUUCAAAGAAGGUUCUUGCAGAACACAGGUACACCUGACUGCCCUGUAACACCCACCCCAGGGAGAUCUGCACUCGCAUCACCUAGAGCUGCUGCUGAAUUCCCUAAAGACAAGAAGACCGCAGCGACGCCACUGACACCUAAACUAGGCAGGGGGUUUGCAGAUGGAGACGAUGUCUUGUUUUUUGAUGGAUCUCCACCACCAGUACCAAAGCCACAUUUGUCUGCAGCCAAGCUUGCUGCUUUAAAGAAGUUGAGGGCAAAAGGAGCUGGGAUAUCAAAGGAAGAUCCUAAUGGUGUCAAAAGAAAAAGGUCGGACACAAGCAUUAAUGAUGUAUCAGAAAGAGUGGAAAAGAGCCUUGCAUCUCCUGAGACUAAAGUAGAAACAGAUGAAACAGAGCCUGCUUCAAAGAAACGGCGAGAGCAGCUGGAGUAUUUACAGUCAGCUGAAUUUCAGGAAAUUCUGAAUGCCAAAUCAAGACACACUGGAGCAGUGAAAGAGGCUGAGAUAGAAAUUCAGGAGAGGUACUUUGAGCCGUUGGUAAAUAAAGAACAAAUGGAAGACAAAAUGAGAAAUAUCCGAGAGCUGAAAUGCAGAGCUGUAACCUGUAAAACAUGUAAAUACACAUAUUUCAAACCCUUGGAUAAAUGCGUUACUGAAAAACAUGAUUACCACUGGCAUGAAGCAGUCAAGCGGUUCUUCAAAUGUAAAUGUGGGCAAAGAGAAACAUCACUGGACAGGCUGCCCCAAAAACACUGCAGCAACUGUGGACUUUUCAAGUGGGAAAGGGAUGGCAUGUUAAGGGAGAAGAAAGGGCCCAAAAUUGGUGCAGAGCUGCUUUUGACAAGAGGAGAGGAGCAGCCAAAAUUCCUCAACAGUUUACAGUGAUCCAUAUUACCGUGGCCCAGAAUGUUUGGGCCAUUUUUUUAAAACUAGCUAGAAACACUAAAGUUGCAAUUAGACGCUCUUAAAUAAACCUCCCGAGGUAUUUGCUUGAUGUGUUUUUUUUAAAUCAAUCUUGUUUUAACAUCAGUUGCUUUCUUUUAAAAAAAAAAAAUAAUAAUAAUAAAUAACAUGUGUUAAUUUAGCACUGUGGUAAAUGUUUUGUGAAUAUGGCCCAAAUAGUUUUGUGGUAUAGACCUUCAAAUCAUGAAGAAACAACCAGAAAACAGGAUGCCUGGUUAAAAUGUAUCAGUGCUGUUUGUUUCAUAUCCUUGUGCUUAAAGUUAAGUUCCUACAAGACAGCUGAUUAGUGUUCAUGAAAAUUCAUUUUCCUUGUGAAAUUGAUUAGUAUUUCUUUUAUAUUGUGGCUAUGAUGUUGUGAACUGAAAAUGUAGUAUUUUCUUUACCCAAUGAAAACUUCAUGCAGUGUAUUUGAACGUGCAAGCCGUUACAAAACAAGAAGUGUACUCAUCGGUGUACAUACCAAUGUGAACAAGAAAACAUGCAAGCUUUUUUAUAAGAAUUAAUGUAUGGGUGGAGAUUACGUCACUUGUUUUUUAUAUAUUGAUUUAAAUAAAACAUGAUGUACAGUAAGAUAACCAUUCAUAGAAAUAAAUACUAUUUUAAACAUGGUUUCAUUUUAAUAAUGUAUUUUUGUUUACUGUUUCACAGGUGAUAUUUGUAAUGCAAAGAUAUGGUAUAACAAUAGUUUUGUUUUGUUUUUUGUAUAUCCUUUGUGCAGAACAUUAAUCUGCUUGCACUGUACAAGGUUAAUUACCAUUUCAUUUUCUUCUCUAAAAUUAUUUUAAGAACUAAUAAAUGUGCUUCAGAUGUACUGGUAUAUGAUAGAAUACUUAAUAUGCCAAACCUGUAUUUAAGUUGAGGUAAAAUACACAUUAACUGUCAUUUUGAGUUUUCCAUACUUAAACAGCUUGCUCAUUCAAAAAUAAUAUGUAUUCCAUAUCCAUGGCAUUGUUUCUAAGAUUAGGAAUGUAUGGUAAAUACGUGGCACUGUUUGAGCUUUCAGAAGAUCCAGCCUCUGCGUCUUUUUCAUUUGUAGAUGUUACCUUUUCAAUUUCAUGGAAGCUCCUUGUCCACAGUGUCUUCAUAUGUUUGUAAUAUUUGUUUUUUCUAUAUAGAUUAAACAAAGUUUGCUGAGGUUAGACCUAUGUAUUUAUUUAUUAUACAUGGUUUGCAAUACAGACUAUACAAUAAAUCUUCACAUCACAAUGUUAUAAUAUAAAGCACAAAGAUGUCCAAACAAGAUGAUGCAUCUAAUUUAAUUUUAAAGUAAAUUAAAAAAAAAAAAAAGCUUGUCAGUUCAAGACAUGAUUUAGAUACUUA
Messenger RNA from Acipenser ruthenus (sterlet), 4366 nucleotides. Its product is annotated as protein MCM10 homolog. The record is from RefSeq and is a predicted model, not a curated record. Gene Ontology annotation, molecular function: DNA replication origin binding; single-stranded DNA binding. Gene Ontology annotation, biological process: DNA replication initiation; DNA replication. Lineage: Eukaryota; Metazoa; Chordata; Actinopteri; Acipenseriformes; Acipenseridae. Gene Ontology annotation, cellular component: replication fork protection complex; nucleus. The coding region runs from base 287 to 2968 and encodes 893 amino acids. The transcript is spliced from 20 exons.